CUACACUUGGUUUCAGACCCUCUUUCCCAAAAUGAAUUGCUCGCCCUCCAAAAUCCCACCUAUAGAAAUUUUGGAGACAUCACUGAUUCAGUGGUAGCCCCUGACUGAUAGAGCGGUAAAUUAAGAAUCAGACAUGGGACCUAAGAAUUUUGAGGAAAUGGCAACAUAUUAGAACUGUCAAGUGUCCUCCUCUCCACCACCCUAAAUGCUUUCUUGGGAGCAGUAUGGCCCAGAGGAGGAAGAAGGUCUGUCCCUCGUAUUUCAGAUUGCCAGAACUGGACUAGCAUUUCUGAAUUUCCUGGGACGCCAGGCUCUGUGGGUUCCUUGGGAAGCUCUGCAGCACCUCCCAUCUUCCCACCCCAUUUAGAACCCCUGCCCCCCUCCCUGGGCUGCUGGAGUCUGGAGCCACCAAGGUCUACAGCUCAAAUCCUGCCUCUCUGUGAGUGGGAGGCUGUUAUCCCCUCGGCAAGUGAAAAGGAUGCUUGGUCCCUGGUGAUUCUGGGAAAAAGCUCACUCUUCUGCAGUCUCUCUCAGCCCAAGAGUAACAAAGGCUGCCUAAACAAAGGCUGGAACCUGAGGCGGGGGAGGGGUGUUUGGUUGCUAAGGGGCACAUGCAUGACACAGCUGCCAAUUGUGACAAGGCUGCCAAUUGUUCGGCUUCCGUCCAGUGCCCGGCUCACUCACUGUGCCCCACUCCCCUGGAUCACUCCUUGUGCCCUCCUCACCUGGGUUGCUCACUGCGUCCCUCGUUGUGACCCACUGGCCUGGGUCGCUCGCUAUGCCCUGGACCUCUGGUUGUCAUGUCUGGGCUGCACCUCUGGGUCCCAUGGCCCCUGUUUAUGUGGCAGCUGUUGAGGCUGCUGGUCCAGGCAGCUCAGCCUUCAGACUUGGCCCUGGACCCUGUCCUGCUGACCUCCAUCCCCUCAGGCCCGAUCGAGCCCUGGCCUUUGGAUCAGCAAACCCCCCCACCUGAGCCUUCAAAUGCCUUUAAAGAGGGUGAAUCUCCAUUGCUCCAACAAGAAGCCUCGGCUCUGCCUGCAGAGGCCUCCAAGGAAGUGAAACGUCCUCCAGCCCUUCGGGAGGCCCCAGCUCAGCGAGCAGAAGCCACUUCCACCCAGGAGGAGACGUCAGCUCAGUUUCCACCCCAACAAGGGGCCUCAGCUCAGUCUACAGCAUCCUCUGAGCCAUUGAAACCUUUGCCAGCCCACCAAGGAAUUCCAGGUCAGCAUCCCAUUCCCGCUGAAAAUAUCGAAUCUUCGAGCCAGUGGACGAGCUCACUUCCGCCUCAAGUGCCUCUUGCUGGCGUAGAACCUUCUCCAGUCCAUCCGACGGGUGGAGCUCAGCCUCCAAAACCCUCUAUAGAUGUUGCAGCUCAACCUUCGGUCCAUCAGGAGGUGGCAGUCUCACCUGCAGGUGCGCGUGAAGCUCAGCAUCCAGUGUCGUCCCAUGUUAAUGUGAAAGACGUCGCUGUGGGGGUUUUGGUAUCUCCAGAGUCCACGAAGGAGAUUGAACUAUUUGUAACUGGGCAGGAGGUCUCAGGUCAUCCUCCAAAGUCGGCUGAGGAAGUCAAAGCUCCAACUCAGCAGGAGAUCCCGCCAACGCCCCCUGAGAAGAUAGCGUCAUCUCCAUUGCAGCAGGAGACCCCAGCUCAGCCUACUCUGGGUGCCUCAGCCCUGCAGCAGACUGCAGCUCCUCCACAUUACCCCGAGGUGACACUUCCACACCCAGAGACUGUUCAGGCUCUGCAGCCAACCUGGGCUGAAAGCACUGUUCUACCUUCGGGCCCGGAAGUUCUAAUAACUCAGCGACCAGAGUCAUCUGAGACAGUUCCUCCAGAGACUGGACAGAGUGCCACCGUGAGCAUAUGUGAGCUCUGUGCCUGCAGUAAUGGGACUCUCUCCUGUAUCGGUCUCCGCCCAGACGAGAGGCUCCUCAGAGUGCCCGUGCCAGAGCCCAAUGCCUACCAGGGCCCCUUCUCGAUCUUAAACUUGCAAGGAAACUUAAUUUCUUACAUCAAUAAAGAUACAUGGAAGUCAUACCAUUUGGUUGCAAAACUAAAUCUCAGUGGAAAUAAUUUGAGAAAAUUACAAAAAGAUUCAUUUGAAGGCCUGCUGUUCCUUCAGUAUUUAGAUUUAUCCUGCAAUAAAAUACAGUUUAUUGAAAGGAAUACAUUUGCAUCACUACCUUUUUUGCAGUAUAUAAAUCUUGGUUGCAAUUUAAUCACAAAAGUGAGGUUUGGAACAUUUCAGGCCUGGCAUGGAAUGAAGUUUUUACACAAAUUAAUUCUCAAUCGGAAUCCUCUGACAACUGUUCAAGAUCCAUAUCUUUUUAAAUUGCCAGCAUUAAAAUAUUUAGACAUGGGAAGGACACACGUGUCACUUAUAACAGUUGGGAGCGUCCUCAUGAUGACUCCUCAACUGGAAAAAUUGAUCUUACCUAGCCAUUUGACCUGCUGCCUCUGCCAAUUUAAAAAUAAUAUUGAGACUGUUGCCAAGACAGUCAAACUGCAGUGUGAUACUGAAUGUCUGAAAAAUAUACCUUGUGACGAAGAGAUGCUUAUAGAAGGACCAUUCAUGCAAAUACUGCAAGGCCGGAAGCACACCAGCACCGAGCUGGCCGUUGAGCCAGAGGGGGCAUCCUCCCACAGAAAUGGAGAGCAUUCAUCAUCCCUCACACGCCCCCUGACGAAGCUGCUCAGUAAACAGCAAGAAGAGAACGUCUCCAAGGCAGAGCAGGCUACGGAUCAAUGGGAAAAGCCGAGGCUGGGAGCUCCGGGUGAACGGGAAGAGGAGGAGCCCAAUGAGCUCACAAAAGAAGUGCCGGGAUAUGGCCAUAGCAACAACCUCAUCGUGGCAAUAACUGUGACUGUAGUAACAAUAACUUUUAUUGUAAUUUCCUGUCUCAUUGCGAUUUAUUGUCAUAGAACACCAUCAAAGGAAAGUAAAGAAGGAAGCUCAAGGGGCUUUCCCCCAUUUUUCCGGCAUAUGAGACGGUCACCGGAACACAAGAUGCAGGAAGGCGGUUUCUGGAAGGGGCAGCCGCUCUGGCUGAGGGACCUGCACAGGCCUCGCAGCGCCGCCCGCGUGGAGAGCAUGGCCCGGGAGCUGCACGACCAGGAGCCGGCCGCUGAGGAUGAACUGUUCUACAGAAUGUUGCGCGGAGAGUUCUCCGUGGUGAGGGUCGCUGCCACAGACCCUGCGGCCACCAGCCCAGCGAAUGAGCACAUGACCCUGCCGCCCAGCGAACCCCCUCCUCAGCCUCCCUGAACGUUCUAUUGGCCUGUGUGUACAAUAAAUAUUGUUCUUUU
Molecule: messenger RNA, 3307 nt
Organism: Pipistrellus kuhlii (Kuhl's pipistrelle)
Lineage: Eukaryota; Metazoa; Chordata; Mammalia; Chiroptera; Vespertilionidae
Gene: LRRC37A
Product: leucine rich repeat containing 37A
Exons: 15
Coding region: 801-3266 (821 amino acids)
Molecular function (GO): protein binding
Source: RefSeq, a predicted model, not a curated record